Molecule: messenger RNA, 3804 nt
Organism: Heterocephalus glaber (naked mole-rat)
Lineage: Eukaryota; Metazoa; Chordata; Mammalia; Rodentia; Bathyergidae
Source: RefSeq, a predicted model, not a curated record
UGCAGUACCAGAAAUUCAGUCUGCCAGACAUCUUGAAUCCAGUGUCAUUGCCAGUGGGCUCAAACCCAGGCGUCCUGGGUCUUCACUCCCUGCAGAGGCUCUAGGGAGGAAUCCCUGUCUUCCCAUUUCCCAGGUCCCCGACAUUCCUCAGCUUGUGGCUGCCUUGUCAUCCCAGCCUGCUCCUUGAUCACGUGGCCUUGUCUUCUGACCAGAUCAGUCUCCCUCUGCCUCCCUCUCAUGAAAAGACACCCAGAUGGUCUCCCCAUCUCAAGAUCUUGAUCACAUCUGCAAAAUCUGCACUGCCACAGGCGGAGCCAAUAUCAGCAUCCUAUAGGAGGAAGGACUUGCGGGGUGCGGGGGACCUCACCAUAGAUGCAGGACACAAAGGGGAGGGACAGUGGAAGCAUGGAAUUCUAGAUGGUUCUGGUUCCACGUGGUCAGGGAAGGGCAGCAGGUAGGGGCAGCCCCAUGUGUAGAGAUCUGGACACAUGGAAUCUGGAAUUGCAGAUAGUCCUGUGGAGUGCAGGUUGAGAGCUUGGGGGAGGUUAGUUAGGCUGGAAAACUGAGUGAGGCCUUCCCUGCAGGCUGCGACUGGGCUCGAGGUGCUUGUUGGGAAGAAGGAUACUAGGCAGGCGCUGAGUGAAGUCCUAUCCCCCAACCUGCCCACCAGCAUGGCCCUGGGAAGGAAACAGGCCAAGAGAAAUCCUCUGCUCAAGGCCACAUCACUGGUAAAUGGCAGAGGGAAGAUCUGGAUGAUUCAGAGGCUUUCAGAGUCGUCGAGGUCCCACCCGACACUCAGUCUGAUGCCCAUCCAGCCCUCCAACCACCUGGAAUGGAAUGAGCCUAUGCACUCCCUCCGGAUAAGUGUGGGGGGCCUUCCUGUGCUUGCAUCCAUGACCAAGGCUGCAGACCCCCGCUUCCGCCCCCGCUGGAAGGUGAUCCUCAUGUCCUUUGUGGGUGUUGCCCUCCUCUGGCUGUUCUACUCCCACCGUCCAGCCCCAGGCAGGUCCCCCACCCACAAUGCACACAACUGGAGGGUCGGCCAGGUGCCUGCCACUCAAUACAAUGACACUUACCCCCUGUCAGUCCCCCAGAGGACUCCAGGUGGGAUUCGAUACCGAAUCGCUGUCAUUGCUGACCUGGACACAGAGUCCAGGGCCCAGGAGGAAAACACCUGGUUCAGUUACCUGAAGAAGGGCUACCUGACCCUGUCGGACAGUGGGGACAAGGUGGCUGUGGAAUGGGACAAAGACCACACUGUCCUGGAAUCACACCUGGCGGAAAAAGGGAGGGGCAUGGAGUUGUCUGAUCUGGUGGUGUUCAAUGGGAAACUCUACUCCGUGGAUGACCGGACGGGAAUUAUCUACCAGAUCGAAGGCACCAAGGCCGUGCCCUGGGUGAUUCUGCCUGACGGCGAUGGAACCGUGGAGAAGGGCUUCAAAGCUGAGUGGCUGGCAGUGAAGGACGAGCGGCUGUAUGUGGGCGGCCUGGGCAAGGAGUGGACCACAGCCACUGGGGAGGUGGUGAACGAGAACCCUGAGUGGGUGAAGGUGGUGGGCAACAAGGGCAGCGUGGACCAUGAGAACUGGGUGUCUAGCUACAAUGCUCUGCGGGCUGCUGCGGGGAUCCGACCGCCAGGCUACCUCAUCCACGAAUCGGCCUGCUGGAGUGACACUCUGCAGCGCUGGUUCUUCCUGCCGCGCCGGGCCAGCCAUGAGCGGUACAGCGAAAAGGACGAUGAGCGCAAAGGCACCAACCUCCUCUUGAGCGCUGCCCAGGACUUCGGGGACAUCUCCGUCCGCCGUGUGGGCGAGGUGCUCCCCACGCACGGCUUCUCGUCCUUCAAGUUCAUCCCCAACACUGACGACCAGAUCAUUGUGGCCCUCAAGUCUGAAGAGGACAGCGGCAUGGUGGCCACCUACGUCAUGGCCUUCACAUUAGAUGGGCGCUUCCUGCUGCCCGAGACCAAGAUCGGAAACGUGAAGUAUGAAGGGAUAGAAUUCAUUUAAAUUAAGGCAUUCCGACAUUGGGGACGGCUGAGAUAGUCUUCACUGCAUCAGGACUGCAGUUUUAUAAAAACCAGAGGACUGCACUUUUUUUUUGUCUUGUUCUUUUUGUAACCACGAAGUGUGUGCCUGGCUGAGGGAUUUCCAGAAUGAGGAUUCAGUCCCAGCCGUAUGAAGCAGACGAAAAUGACAUGGGAGGUUGAUGUCCUGGAGCUGGGACAGGGUAAGGUCCAUGGUCCAGCGCAGCCCCUCAGGGUUCCUCUUUCAGGGCCUCUCAGCACUGCCACCUGGUGGUGGAGACUGAUCACUGUAGACACCUCGAUAGGGGACUGACCUUGAAUUCUGCCCUGCUCCUCUUCCAUCUGAGCUCCCUUUCCUGACUUUCCAUGAGUUCUCUGUUCAGUAAAUAUUUCAGGAGCACCUGCGAUGUUAGGCGCUGUGCCCCACACUGGGAAUAGCAGUGAGCAUGUCCUGGGCCUGCCCACUAGGGACUCCAGGCCAUCCCUCUUUGUGCUCCUGUGGGAGCCCUGGGCAUUCCUUGCAUCCUGCUGACCUUGGAAGUUAAAUGUUUACACUGCAGGAUUCAGGCACAGUGAGGGUGGUCUGUAGGAACACACCCACCUGCACUGCCCAGAGAGCCACACGUGAAAUGGUGGAACUUCCCUUGCCAGGGACUCUUUCUCCCUUCUGGAAAAUUCUGUGCCAUAUAGCACUUUGAGGUUUUAAUUAUUAACUUAUUUUUAUUGAGGCAGUUUCCUCUCUCAUAAAACAAAAUCACCAGAUCUUAUCAGAGCAAAGUCAUAGCAGAUUUGCUCCCAGCCUUGAGGAAAUUAUAACUAGGCAGCCACAGUUGGCAAAGCCAGUUCACAGUAAAGGUUCCUGAGUCCUUGGCGCACUGCCUUUUUCUAGCAACUUGCAGAAAGUGCCAUGUCCUUCAAGACUCAUUAAUGACUUGAAUGUGUUACUGUCUGCCCCAGGAGGGGACCUAGGUUUCAGUAGCGCUGCAGUUGACCCCUGGCCCAGGCCUGCUUCAUUCUGGAGAUGAUUCCUGUCAUUUCCUGGGGUCUCCACAACCACCACCUCUUCCCAGUGGAAGCUUCACACAGACCUUGGCUCCUUAUAGGUCCCUGCUAUCUCCUCUUGAUGCUCUGGAGCAGAGGCAGGGGGUCUGAAGACUGGCAGGACUGAAGUUGAGAAGGGACAUCACAGCUCUCCUCCCCAUGGCAACUACCUCACCUCACCUCACCCCUCAGGAUAGUAGAGGCACCGUGUUGGGGGGAGGCUCCUGGGCUGUGAUCAGCCCUGUGUUGACCUUCGUAGACCGUUUCCACAUAGGAACUCCAGGAUGGCUGCUAGGAAGAGCCAGUCAGUGACCUCUUUCCUGGAUCUGAACCUCACGCUACAGGACAGCAGCAAAAAACAAUGCCACAUUAUUGAGUGACAUUUUUCUAGAGCUUGGCUCCUGCUGGGCCCAGCUCGGAAGACCCACAUCUCUUGUACCUGUGCCUGGCUGGGCAGUCUGACUCCCUCAAUAAAUCUCAGUGAUGUUAGGUUAUGUGAUUUUAAAAAUAGAGUUGAACUUAGGAAUGGGGAGGACUUGGAACAGUCACUCAAUUGAAACAUUUCUAAUUUGUCUGUUGGCCCAGAGUUGAGCAGCAUUUUCACACAGUGAUUUUUUAAAGAUUUUAAAAGCUAGCCUUUCUUUCCUUCUGUAAUUGCUACUGUCAGCAUAAUGAUUGUGUUCCUGUCCUUCAAAUCCAUUUGUUUUGUAAACAAUAAAGUGUCAGAAGGAAAUGAC